CUUACAAACAUUAUACAAGUACAAUGUUCACAAAAAUCGUAGCUUUGAGCGCCGUCCUGGCAGUGUCUGCGGCGGGUCUCCUGCCCCAGGCUCACUACUCCUCAGCGGCGGCGGUAUCCUCCCAGAGUAUCGUGCGCCACGACCAGCCACAGGCCAUCCACGCUGCUCCCCUUGCCUACCAAGCCUCUCCCAUCGCCACCUACGCGGCUCCCGCCCGUAUCUCCGCUGGACAUGCCGUGUCCUCUCAGACCAUCCUGCGUCACGAGCAGCCGCGUGCCGCGUACGGCAUUGCUCCCCUAGCGUACGCUGCCGCACCUGCACACUACGCCGCGCCCCUCAUCAGCCACGCCGCUCCCGCCACUAGGCUUAUCGCCGCCCAGCAAGAUGAAUACGCUCACCCCAGAUACGACUUUGCGUACUCCGUGGCCGACGGACACACUGGUGACAACAAGUCGCAGCACGAGAGCCGCGACGGCGAUGUUGUGCACGGUGACUACUCGCUCCUCGAAGCUGACGGCUCAGUGCGCACCGUGCAGUACACGGCCGAUGCACACAACGGAUUUAACGCGGUCGUCAGCCACUCAGCUCCAGGGCGCCACGCCGUUUCAGCACCCGCACAUGUUCUCGCCCAUUAUUAGACUAGAUCUAGAAUAGACCAAGACUUUUGUUACUAUUUAUUAAAUAAAA
Molecule: messenger RNA, 687 nt
Organism: Papilio machaon (common yellow swallowtail)
Lineage: Eukaryota; Metazoa; Arthropoda; Insecta; Lepidoptera; Papilionidae
Product: cuticle protein 7-like
Exons: 3
Coding region: 24-638 (204 amino acids)
Cellular component (GO): extracellular matrix
Source: RefSeq, a predicted model, not a curated record